This is a messenger RNA of Artibeus jamaicensis (Jamaican fruit-eating bat), 7332 nucleotides long. RefSeq names its product dispatched RND transporter family member 3 (gene DISP3). Gene Ontology annotation, cellular component: membrane. The coding region runs from base 205 to 4371 and encodes 1388 amino acids. Lineage: Eukaryota; Metazoa; Chordata; Mammalia; Chiroptera; Phyllostomidae. The transcript has 21 exons. The record is from RefSeq and is a predicted model, not a curated record.
UCCGCACCAAGGCGUGCACGGUCUGUGCGCUUUAGAGCGGAGCGGGAAACCCCGGGCUCCUGCAGCUUUGAAGAGCUUUUCCCUGCGGCUCCCGUGAGGGGACAGACAAGUCCACACGGCUAGGUGGCCGCAGUCCCCGGGCCCUCUGGCGCGCCUCCCUCCCGUGCCCACGGCUCAGCCAGCGCAGCUUGGCCAGCCGAGGCUAUGGACUCGGAGGAUGACCCGUUGUUGCAGGAUGUGUGGCUAGAGGAGGAGCAGGAAGAGGAGGAAGCAACAGGUGAGGCCUUUAGGAGAGCUCAGAAACCAGGGCCUCAGGCUGGGGCAGGGGGACAGUGUUGCUGGCGGCACUGGACCUUGCCCUCUCGGCCCCCAGCCUCGGGCUUCUGGAGUACCUUGGGUUGGGCCUUUACCAAUCCGUGCUGUGCGGGGCUGGUGCUCUUCCUGGGCUGCAGCAUCCCCAUGGCCCUGUCAGCCUUCAUGUUCCUCUACUACCCGCCGCUGGACAUUGACAUCUCCUACAACGCCUUUGAGAUCCGAAACCACGAGGCCUCCCAGCGUUUCGAUGCCCUUGCACUGGCACUUAAGUCCCAGUUUGGGUCCUGGGGACGUAACCGGCGUGACUUAGCUGACUUCACCUCUGAGACACUCCAGCGCCUCAUCUCAGAGCAGCUGCAGCAGCUGCAUCUCGGCAACCGCUCGAGAAGGGCCGCCAGGUUCCCAAGCUCUAUCCCUGUGGUCCCAGCGUCUGGCCCAGGCCCGGGGUGGGACUUCUCUGCCUCUGGGAAACCAGCGGCCAAUCGGAGUAGGCGUCUUCGAAGGGAAUCCACCGUGGUGGAUCUGGCAGCCAACCAGAGUGAAGCUCCGAUGGGCCGGGGGCUGGACAAGCAUGGGCGGUGCCAAGUGGAUACUCCGCCCACCAUGACCAAUCAGAGCCGUGCGCGACGGGGCACCUCGCGUUGGGACUAUUCUCGCGCCUAUGUGAGCACCAAUACCCAGACUCACGCGCACUGGCGAAUCGAGCUUAUCUUCCUGGCACGCGGCGAUGCAGAACGGAACAUUUUCACCAGUGAGCGUCUGGUGACAAUCCACGAAAUUGAGCGCAAAAUCAUGGACCAUCCAGGCUUCAGGGAGUUCUGCUGGAAGCCCCAUGAAGUGCUCAAGGACCUACCACUAGGCUCCUACUCCUACUGCUCCCCGCCCAGCUCACUCAUGACCUACUUCUUCCCCACGGAGAGGGGCGGCAAGAUCUAUUACGACGGCAUGGGCCAGGACCUGGCAGACAUCCGGGGUUCCCUGAAGCUGGCCAUGACCCACCCCGAGUUCUACUGGUACGUGGAUGAGGGGCUCUCUGCAGAAAACCUCAAGAGCUCCCUCCUGAGGAGUGAGAUCCUGUUUGGAGCACCCCUGCCCAACUACUACUCUGUAGAUGACCGCUGGGAGGAGCAGCGCUCCAAGUUUCAGAGUUUCGUGGUCACCUACGUGGCCAUGCUGGCCAAGCAGUCUACUAGCAAAGUCCAGGUUCUUUAUGGGGGGACAGACCUCUUUGAUUAUGAAGUGCGCAGAACCUUCAACAACGACAUGCUCCUGGCCUUUAUCAGCAGCAGCUGCAUCGCCGCCCUUGUUUACAUUCUCACCUCCUGCUCAGUGUUUCUGUCCUUCUUUGGGAUUGCCAGCAUCGGCCUCAGCUGCCUGGUGGCCCUCUUCCUGUACCACGUGGUCUUUGGUGUCCAGUACUUGGGCAUCCUCAAUGGCGUGGCUGCCUUCGUGAUAGUGGGCAUUGGUGUGGACGAUGUCUUCGUGUUCAUCAACACCUACCGCCAGGCCACCCACCUGGAAGACCCGCAGCUUCGGAUGAUCCACACCAUCCAGACGGCAGGAAAAGCCACCUUCUUCACCUCCCUGACCACGGCCGCCGCCUACGCAGCUAAUGUCUUCUCCCAGAUCCCGGCCGUCCAUGACUUUGGCCUGUUCAUGUCUCUCAUCGUGUCCUGCUGCUGGCUGGCUGUGCUCUUCACCAUGCCUGCUGCCCUGGGCAUCUGGAGCCUCUACAUGGCACCACUAGAGGGCGCCUGCCAGACCAGCUGCCACCAGAAGUGUGGCCGCAAGAGCUCCCUGCACAUCCCCGGGGACAUGUUCGCCACUCCCGAGAGGGCUGGGGACAGCCCAGCCCAGGGCCCCAUGCCCUACCUGGACGACGACAUCCCCUUGCUGAAUGUGGAAGAAGAGCCAGUGUCUCUGGAGCUGGGCGACGUGUCUCUGGUGUCUGUGCCCCCCGAGGGUCCACAGCCGGCCCCUGACAGGGGCAGCCGGGGGCAGCUCAUCGCUCACCUGCAGGAGCUGCUGCACCACUGGGUGCUGUGGUCAGCUGUCAAGAGCCGCUGGGUGAUUGUGGGGCUCUUUGUCUCCAUCCUCAUCCUGUCCCUGGUGUUCGCCAGCCGGCUCCGCCCCGCCAGCCGAGCCCCGCUGCUCUUUCGGCCUGAUACCAACAUCCAGGUGCUGCUGGACCUCAAAUACAACCUGAGCGCCGAGGGCAUCUCCUGUAUCACCUGUUCAGGUCUCUUCCAGGAGAAGCCCCACAGCCUGCAGAGCAACAUCCGCACGUCCCUGGAGAAGAAGAAGCGGGGCUCAGGGGUCCUGUGGGCCGGCCGGCCCGAGACCACCCUGCAGGACUCCCCAGGCACCGUGUACGUCUCCAAGGUGAUGAGCAGAGGCCACCCGGCCGUCUACAGGUUCUCCCUCAACGCCAGCCUGCCCGCCCCUUGGCAGAUCGUGUCUCCGGGGGAUGGGGAGGUGUCCUCCUUCCAGGUGUAUAGAGCGCCUUUUGGUAACUUCACCAAGAAGCUGACCGCUUGUAUGUCUACAGUAGGGCAGCUCCAGGCGGCGAGCCCCACCCGCAAGUGGCUGGUGACGACCUUGGCCUGCGACACCAAGCGGGGCUGGAAGUUUGACUUCAGCUUCUACGUGGCCGCCAAGGAGCAGCAGCACACCCGGAAACUGUACUUCUCGCAGUCCCACAGGCCGCCCUUCCACGGGCGCGUGUGUGCUGCGCCUCCCGGCUGCCUGCUCAGCUCCAGCCCCGAUGGGCCCACCAAAGGCUUCUUCUAUGUGCCCAGUGAGAAAGGGCCCAGGGCCCGCCUCUCGGCCACCUUCGGCUUCAACCCCUGCGUGAAUACAGGCUGCGGGAAGCCGGCAGUGCGGCCGCUGGUGGACACGGGCGCCAUGGUCUUCGUUGUCUUUGGCAUUGUGGGCAUCAACCGCACACGGCAGGUGGACAACCACGUCAUCGGGGACCCGGGCAGCGUCAUCUAUGACGGCAGCUUUGACCUCUUCAAAGAAAUUGGGCACCUGUGUCGCCUCUGCAAGGCCAUCGCGGGGAACGCAGAGCUGGUGAAGCCAGGCGGCGCCCAGUGCCUGCCCUCAGGCUACAGCAUCUCCUCCUUCCUGCAGAUGCUGCACCCUGAGUGCAGGGAGCUGCCCGAGCCCAACCUGCUCCCCGGGCAGCUGUCGCACGGGGCCGUGGGUGUCAAGGAGGGACGCGUGCAGUGGAUCUCCAUGGCCUUUGAGUCGACCACAUACAAGGGCAAGUCCUCCUUCCAGACCUACUCGGACUACCUGCGCUGGGAGAGCUUCCUGCAGCAGCAGCUGCAGGUGUUCCCCGAGGGCUCGGCCCUGCGCCGUGGUUUCCAGACCUGCGAGCACUGGAAGCAGAUCUUCAUGGAGAUCAUAGGGGUGCAGAGCGCCCUCUAUGGCCUGGCCUUGUCCCUGCUCAUCUGUGUGGCCGCGGUGGCCGUGUUUACCACCCACGUGCUGCUGCUGCUGCCCGUGCUCCUGAGUAUCUUGGGCAUCGUCUGCCUCGUGGUGACCAUCAUGUACUGGAGCGGCUGGGAGAUGGGCGCCGUGGAGGCCAUCUCCCUGUCCAUUCUCGUCGGCUCCUCCGUGGACUACUGCGUCCAUCUGGUCGAGGGCUACCUGCUAGCCGGAGAGAGCCUGCCCCCCCACCAGGCCGAGGACGCCCACUCCCAGCGCCAGUGGCGGACUCUGGAGGCCGUGCGGCAUGUGGGCGUGGCCAUCGUCUCCAGCGCCCUCACCACGGUCAUUGCCACAGUGCCCCUCUUCUUCUGCAUCAUCGCCCCUUUUGCCAAAUUCGGCAAGAUCGUCGCGCUCAACACCGGCGUCUCCAUCCUGUACACGCUCACAGUCAGCACGGCGCUGCUCGCCAUCAUGGCCCCUGGCUCCUUCACGCGCACCAGGACUUCCUUCCUCAAGGCCCUGGGCGCCGUGCUCCUGGCGGGGGCCCUGGGGCUGGGCGCCUGCCUCGCACUGCUCCGGAGCGGCUACAAGAUCCCCUUGCCUGAUGGGACCUCCCUAUAGCCCCGGCACUGGGUCCCCACCUGCUCACUUUGGCCUGGUGCGUGGGGACGAGACGCUUGUUCUAUGACCCCCAGAAGCACUCUUCCCUCCUGGCUCCUGCUUGUUUUGUCCCCAGGCCUGGGCUGGAAGGUGGCCUCAGCACACACGGCCUCAUCACCCUGCCCAGCCAGAGCUGGGGGGUGAGGCCAGCAGCGGCCCGCACUGGGCUCCCCGCAGACAGCGGGAGAGGCCCAUUCUUCUCUCCGGGCCGGUCACCGCAGUGGUCAGGUCACUUUUGCAGGGGUGUCCCUCUCACACUGCGACCAUGCUCACAACAGCUCUCUGAUGUGGGUGUUCCAGGCCCCUAUUUGACGGAUGUGAGAACUGAGGCACCAGGGGUCAAAGUGACGGGCCUCUCACUGGGUCAAUGGCAGAGCCAGAGCUACUGCCUGAGCCCCAUGCCUCCCUUAGGGACUUGGCAGGACAGGCAAGCACAGUGGGUUCAAGGGCAGGGGCUCGUACCCCUGCCUCCCCGCCCCUCCCCUCCGCUUUACCACAGCCAUUGCCAGGUGGUCCCAUGGCCCUCCCCGGGCCUUCGGUCCUGACUAGAGAGGACAGAGGGACCAGCCUGGGGUUCUGCAUGUCCUACCCUUGGCCCCAGCCUCAAGGGACCUUUCUAAGACCCUCCCUGAGGGCUUGGGGGCCCUAGCACAACCUUUCUUACAGUUGCCAUCUCCCCAGCCUGACUCUGGGGGUGGACCAGGGAGACGAGCUGGCCGAGCCUGCUGCCUGCUCACAGCAGAUGGUUCCCAUUACAAUGAAAUGGAACUGCAGACCGCCACCAUUAACACGAGAAUUUUAAGCAUCGCUGGCUCUGUCAUAUUCUUAAAAUGGAGAUAAGUGUUCACGUGCUGCCCAGCCACAAGGACACUGAGGGGAGGAGGGUGCCCAAGCUACUGGGGCUCGGGGCCCUGGGGGUCCGUGCCAGCCCAGGGCAAGACUGGGGGCCUCAGGAGCUCAAUGGAUGCCCCUUUAAGGGGCUCAUCUGGCUCCCCAGGGGGGACACUUUCACAUGCCGUUGGUGUGCCUGGCAUUGUGCUGGACACUGACCUCCCUGGGGACAGACAUUGUCCACCGGACAUUAGGAAGCUGGACACAGACUGAGCUGGGACUGAGCCCUGAGGAUGGGAAAGGCCACAUCAAGGGUGGUCUGUGGCCAGCUCGGCCGGUCAUCAGUAAACGUGAGGGCGCUCAGGGCGCCAGACAUGUAAUGCCACGUCCCCUGCCUAGUGCAGGCCAGGCACCGAGUAGGGGCUUCAUAUUUGCUGAGGGCACAUCAGGCCUUCAGACCCACCAUCUGCGGUGAGACAGCAAACCAGCAACUAAUGGUACAAGCCACCAUGUAGAAGCGACCGUCCCACCCUGAUGCCACGCCACACACUGGGCAGCUUGCAAGAGCAGAAACACACUCCUCACGCUCUGAGGCUGGAAGUCCAAAGUCAAGAUGUGGGCGGCGCUGGUUCCUUCUGGAGGUUUGGGCGGAGUAUCUGUGCUACGUCUGCCUUCCCGUUCCAUUCACAUCGUGUCCCCUCUCAUUCGGACCAGUCAUAUUGGAUCAGGGCCCACCUAAUAAUGACCUCAUCCUAGUCACCUGCAAAAAGACCCCGUUUCCAAAUAAGCUCACAUUCAUAGGUACCAGGGUUCAAAGUAUGUUUUGCGGGGAGAAGAGGGGACACGACACAACCUGUAACAGGAUUGAAUGUGGUCAGCUCGUUCGUUAACCUGAAGGAGCAAGUGCUGUCAUGCCGGUUUCACACGUGGACAAACCAAGACCGAGAAACGGACUUGCCUGGGACAUGCCGCAGGUGACGGUGGAGCCAGACCAAGCCUCACCGGCCUGCCCGAGGGGUGUACACCCCCCGGAGGAUUGUAACUCAGGGUGAUGACAAGGUUGGUGGCGAAGUCAGGAGGCCUGUUCUUAGACAAUUUGGAAUGAAGCCCUUGAGCUUGUGCAUCGCUUCACACGUCAGCGUUUUCCGGGCAGCCUUGCGCCCUGAGCCCUGGGGGAGGGGGACCCCCCCACAAAGAGCACGGGGGCCGAGGGGGCAGGGUCGUGGUGGAGACGACAGCCCUGGGAGCUGAUCAGGGGUUCAGGUGGCCCCACCCAGGGCUCUGGCAGCCCCCUCAGGUGGGGCAUACAACUGGAGGAUGGAGGAGAAAUGGAGCCCCUCCCCCCAACCCCUUCCCAUGACCCCUGUGGGAGGUACAGGAAGCUUAUGGGAGGGGCCAGGUGGGGAAGGGGCGGGGCUGGCAAGUGGACAAGACUUCCAGAAGGUGGAGGAAAUGACUUCUGUUUCCAAGUCUUGGUCCUGGGACCUUCCCAGUAACCCAGGUUCCCUGCAGAGGCACAGGCACGAGCGUAUCACUUGCGUGCAGCCCAGACAAUGCCCGUUUGUAAAGAGACCUCACUGAACCUAUGCCUCUGCCUCAAAGAAACGGUUCCUCUUCCUUCCCCUUGGUCUUGAUCUUUCCUGAGUGUUGUGCAGUUGUUAGGCUGGCAGGUCAAGGGCGGAGGAGGCAAGGCCCUGGUGUCACUGUCCCCUGCCCACCCCAGGGCUGCCCUGCAUCAGCGUGACCCUCAUAACUCUCCUGUGAGCUGGCUCCCCUCUUACAGAUCAGCGCCCUGGGGCCCCAGAGGGGCAGACGAGUCCACACAGCAUACCACCAGGGACUCAGGCCCCUGGGUCCUGCCCCACUCCGCCUACCUGCCAGGCCCACCCUCUGCAGACGUCAUUCUCAACCUCAGAAUGUCCUCUCCUCAAAAUUGGCCUGUCCUGGUCCCUUAGGCCCUGAAAGGUGAUGGCUCUGUCCAGCUCCCAACAGGUAACUCUCCCCUCCUAGGCGCAGCGGCCCAGGCAAGGCUGAGGGAAGGGCGGGGCGACUGGGAACUUCGGCCACACACUUGUCUGCUACCUGCCUACA